AUGUCUUCGCCUACACAUUCCAACGAUGCUCAAGACAUAAGUUUUACAUCACUUACCGAUGGAUCACCCGUAAAUUGCGUGACAACUAGAAGAACUCGUGUUGACACGGAAGGUGGUCUUAAUCCAUUGUUACUACGUGAGUUCAAGGAGUCAAUGGUUAACAAAAUGGACAAAUGGUUCGCCAGACAGGAAAAUAUGAUAUCCAAGGUUGUAAAGGAAUUCAACGAAGUUAAGCAAACAAUGAAUCAAAUGUCAAAUUAUUUUGACGAACUAAACAACAAGACCACGGAAUGUCUCAACCGUCUAGCUGAAACAGAAAAGAAGGUAAAAAGUCUAGAAGAACACACUAAAACAAUAACUCAAUUAGAAGCGAAAAUUGAAUCAAUGGAGCAACAUUCACGUCAGUGCAAUGUAGAAAUUCAGAACGUACCUGAGAGACGUAACGAAAAUCUAAUAAAAAUAGUUGAACACAUCGGAACGUCUAUUAAGCAAAGCAUAAGUCCGAAUGAUAUAGUAUCUGUACACCGAGUGCCUCAUGCUGAUACAAAGAGCACACAUCCUAAAAGUAUUGUCGUAAAAUUAUGUUCCCGGAUUCUGCGUGACAAUAUACUGUCUGCUGCUCGAAUGAAGAAAGGUUUAUACACAGAUGACUUGCAUAUUAAUGGUGAAAAUCGCAGAGUUUACGUAAAUGAACAUCUUACAUUACGAAACAAACAACUUUUUAGAAGUGCUCGUGAAACUGCUAAAAGGUGUAAUUUUCGCUUUACUUGGAUUAAGCAUGGUAACAUUCUUGUGCGCGAGUGCGAAACAUCCCGAGUUAUUGCUAUCCGUUCGUAUGAAGACUUGUCUAAAAUUAAAUCUUCUAAGUCCUCCUAUAGGUACAUUGUAUUUCGCUGCGACCGGGACCGUACCGCCACAGGUAGGGAGGAGGGCGGCGGCGUGUUAGUGGCCGUGCGCCGCGAGCUGCGGCCCGUGCGCCGCGCGCUGCCGGGGCCCGUGCCUCCUAUUGUCGAUUGCGUCUCUGUUGAGGUACCGAGCGCGUCCCGAGAAUAUGGAAGAGAGGAAACUUGCAAUGGUGUUACUGGAAGAUGUGUCUCCAUAAAAUCCUGUUCUCCGUUUGUUCUGAUGAUGAAGACGGAACCCAUCAGUCAAUACAGAACACUUCUAAAGGAAUCGCACUGUGGGUUUGAGGGAAACGAUCCUAUGGUGUGCUGUCCUGAGUCUACACCUAAAUCUUCAUCCUCUCGUGGCCUUGUACCUCCUAUUGACGUUAGAUCUAAGGGGUCAGCUCGAAUGAUGAACCUUCAAUCACCAAUUCUGUCACCACCAACUUGCGGAGUGUCAAAUGCAACGUCUGGCCGAGUGGUGGGAGGUGUUAAUGCCAGACACGGAGACUUGCCCUGGAUGGGCAUUUUGGGUUACUGGGAGAGGUCAGAUCAACGCGGGUCGAACAGGAAAAUCGAGUGGCGAUGCGGCGGUUCACUGGUCUCCUCACGACAUGUUCUCACGGCCGCUCACUGCAUACAUCGCAAAGAGAAUUACUUACACCUGGUCCGCCUCGGAGAAUUGGAUCUGGAUCGUGAUGAUGAAGCAGAUGCAAUAGAUGUCCUCAUACAAAAAGCAGUAAAACAUGAAGAAUAUGACAUAAAUACAUUCACUAAUGACAUAGGACUCCUCGUACUUGUAACAGAAGUCGAGUUCACAGGUGGCAAUACGUCAAGCCAUCUCAAAGUGACUCAGUUGCAAGUAGUGGAUAACAGAAAGUGUAAGAAGUCAUACUUGAAGUACCCUGUGAUGAUUGAUGAUAAGGUCUUGUGUGCUGAAGCGUGGGGACGCGAUUCCUGCAAAGGUGAUAGCGGGGGACCACUCAUACAGCCUUUUUAUAAUCAAGAGAAGAAAGUGUAUUAUUUCUACCAGAUCGGUGUUAUCGCUUACGGUAGAUAUUGUGCUGAUGCUGGUUACCCCGGGGUAUAUUCCAGGGUAACAUACUACAUGCCAUGGAUACAGAGACAAAUCAUGGAAAACUAA
Danaus chrysippus (African queen) is the source of this 2028-nucleotide messenger RNA. Lineage: Eukaryota; Metazoa; Arthropoda; Insecta; Lepidoptera; Nymphalidae. The record is from the annotation of a GenBank genome assembly.